This is a messenger RNA of Bemisia tabaci, 3012 nucleotides long. The record is from RefSeq and is a predicted model, not a curated record. Lineage: Eukaryota; Metazoa; Arthropoda; Insecta; Hemiptera; Aleyrodidae.
AUGGACAGUAUACGCUGCUUUGAGGCUUGCGUUAAUAGUGUCAGAUGGAGUUUUUCCGGAAGAUACCUCGCCUCUGGCGGUGAUGAUAAGUUAGUAAUGGUUUGGAGUUUUUCCAAAUAUGCUGGAGGGAGUAAUCCUGCUUUUGGGAGUGGUGGGAAGAUGAAUGCAGAAUCUUGGCGCUGCAUAUCUACUUUACGAGGCCAUAAUGGAGAUGUCUUAGAUUUAGCCUGGUCACCUCAUGAUGUGUGGUUAGCCACAUGCUCUGUUGAUAACACAAUCAUAAUUUGGGAUGCUGAUAAAUUACCGCAAAUGGUCACAAUUUUAAAAGGUCACACUGGACUAGUGAAAGGAGUUACUUGGGAUCCAGUGGGCAAGUAUUUGUCUUCUCAAUCUGAUGAUAAAAGUUUAAGAAUUUGGAGGACGAUUGAUUGGCAGCAAGAAGCUGUCAUUGAGGAGCCUUUCAAAGAGUGUUCCGGCACAACUCUUUGCCUGAGACCCAGUUGGUCACCUGAUGGCCAGUAUUUAGUCUCCGCACAUGCUAUGAAUAAUGGCGGUCCAACAGCACAGAUCAUUGAAAGAGAUGGAUGGAAAAGUGAUAUGGACUACGUUGGUCAUCGCAAGGCUGUCACUUGUGUGAGAUUUAGCAGCGUCAUGGUCAAAAAACUAGUGGAAAGUAGCAAGAAAUCACAACAGGCAUAUGCAUGUGCAUGUGCAGUAGGAUCUCGAGAUAAGUCAGUGUCUGUUUGGCUUACUUCCCUGAAAAGACCACUAGUCGUGAUUCAAGAUCUCUUUGCUGCUCCAGUUCUCGACAUUACCUGGUCUUCAUCAGGUCUGAGUCUGAUGGCUUGCUCUCUUGAUGGCACUGUUGCUUACUUUGAAUUCACCGAAAAGGAGCUUGGGAAAGCAAUGUCACUUGAAGAUAAGAAUGCAGCCUUCGAGAAAAUCUAUGGGACUUCGCUUCUCAAUAAACAGCGCAACUCCUCCCUAAUCAUUGAGAACCCAGAGAUCCUUGCAGCCAUCGAAAACAGGACAUCUAAAAAGGGCGACACUGCCCAAGUGAACAAUAGUGCCUCAGAACAUACUUCAGAGAAACCACAAGUAUCUAUAUCUAACUGCAAUGCUUCAGCCUCUGUAAAAUUGAUACCAACAAACAAACAGAUCGAAACAAGAACGUCUGAUGGAAGGCGGAGAAUAACACCUAUCUUCAUUCCAGCCGCACCAGACACUGGAGAGGCUCCUGCACCUUUCUGCAGCGACAAUGUUCAGUUCUCCAGUUCUUCAGAGGCCAAGAGUAAAAUUAUAGUCGAAAAGCGGGAAGAUAUAGUUGUGAAACCCAAUGUAACUCCAAGCAAUAGCAACAGUGAACCAUUGGUGGAAAAUACAAAUGUGCCUCCAAACAAACUAACAACUUAUUCCUCAAUCGGAGUGACUCUCUCCGUGAAUGUGGGGAAACAAGCUUCCAAAAGACCAGCUGAGAAAAUCGUAAGAGGCUCUCUGACAAAUAUUCUCACACCGAUGAAGAAACCUAAAUUUAUGCAUGGAAAAACCACAAUGCCAGAUAGUCUAACUGCAACAGUUCCUCAUCAACAAUCUAGUAAAUUUUCAUCUGCAAUCUCAGAGAACUCAAAGUCAUUGAAUCUACCAUCUUUAGAGCUACAACCAUUUGAGAGGAUAGAAAUUUCUAAUGGCCAGGAGCUUAGAAUAAAGAAUGAUUUCAGUCCAAGCCUCUAUGGCGCCAUCACGGUAGUUCAAAUGCAAAAAGACAAUGAUAAUGUCAUUUGGGAGCAAGCUUUUGGCUCUCCGGUCUGUGGCUGUGUUAUCAAUUCUAAAUAUGUUGCUCUUGCAUUCUCGGACACUCUCCAUCUUCUCAGUAUUAAGACAGGAAUGCAUAUUAUAUCACCUAUUGUACUUAAGGCAUUACCCAGUUAUAUUCAUCUGAACAGCAAGUCUUUCCUUUUAUAUCUGGUUUCAACCGGACAUUUGAGUGUGAUCUGCGUAGAUACUCUGAAGACAACUCUGUCUGACAUUAGCAUUUUCCAUUUGUUCCACCAGCAAAAUGGUGGUGAAGUCAGUCUGAGAAACUGUACAGUCUCGGAAAAAGGAGUUCCAAUGAUAGUAUUAUCAACUUUACAAUCCUAUGUGUAUUCAUCGGACUUCCAUUCAUGGCUUCUAGUCAGUAAUAAUAGAGAUGCAAUGGUUCGAAAUUCUAUUCAUCAAACUAGGAAUGAUCCUUCGGCAGUUCUGAAAGCCACAGGAGAGCGAAAUCUUCCCUUACAUGCGCUACAACACCAUAACUUCUCAAGUGGCUCCAUGCUGGUUCGAAGCUCAGAGUUGACACCCAUGUGUACAUUUGCAUUCUUAGAGCGCCAACUAAUAGCAUGUAAGACUCUAGAAUCAAGUAUUGAGUAUAAGUUUUGGUUGUUGGCAACUGUGAGGUAUCUUCUUCAGCAAGGAGAUGAAAGAAAAUUGCGUAUAAUUUUCGAAGAUUUAUUAGGCCCUACUCAUAGUGGAGUUAAAGUAAAAUCAUCUUGGGAACCUACUGUUCUGGGUUUGUCUAAGCAUGAACUCCUGCGCUCAGCCUUGAAUGAAGCAGCUUCCUCCUUGCAAGUGCAAAGGCUCUACACCGAAUUCAGUGAUCAGCUUAACUCAGCAACCAUGGACCUUUGAAGAAUUUUUGUAUUACAUGGUCUUUAAUUGUACAAAGUUAAUUAUCUGAAUUUUUUGCCAGUGAAAAACUUAUAUUCAUGUGAUAAAGAUUUUAUCCUUUGUAAGUUAGCUGUGCUCACCAAUUUUUGUUUUAGGUAUUCUCUUGCUGAGCUUGUUUCAUUUACUUCUUGCAACAACCAAGAUUCUGGAAGAAAAAUAAUUGUUUUGUAUUGUGAACUCUUCCUAUUUAUUUUCAGUUUUUGCAAUGAGCUGAAAGCUUCAGGUAGUGUCCUCCGGUAGGGAGUAACACAGGCUGACCUGUAACUUUUUUAGGUUGUAAUAAACAAACUUUCUUUUCAUAUUUUA